Molecule: messenger RNA, 5591 nt
Organism: Drosophila mauritiana
Lineage: Eukaryota; Metazoa; Arthropoda; Insecta; Diptera; Drosophilidae
Gene: FBXO11
Product: F-box only protein 11
Exons: 4
Coding region: 680-4231 (1183 amino acids)
Biological process (GO): ubiquitin-dependent protein catabolic process; protein ubiquitination; regulation of apoptotic process
Molecular function (GO): zinc ion binding; protein binding
Source: RefSeq, a predicted model, not a curated record
AUCAGUCGAGCAGCGGCCACACUGAACGCUAAAAUUAAAACUCCGAGUAUAGGUGGUUUCGCUCCUGAAAUUUCGGAAUAAUAAUGUUCAAUUGUGUCAAGUGCAAAAGCUAUUGAAUGGAACUUGCGUAUUUGCAUUGUGAAAAGUGUUUAUUUGGGCCGCGAAAUAAGCGAAAAGAAAUCAGAGUCUCUGCUGCGAAGACGAAUUAAAGGGGAGACGGAGUAACAAUGAGUGAGCGAGACGGAGCAGACCAGCGUGUGCGCUAGCGGUGCUCUUCUAACCAAAUAAAACAAAACAAAGGAGAGACAAAGGAUAGAAACCCCGAAAAAGGCACACUCGCACACACAUACACAUGCACUCGCUAGCAAUAAGAAGAGCAGUCAGCAGACGGAUUAACUUAAGCAAAUGUAGCUAAAUUAACAAUCAAUCAAAGGGUCCAAGGAUAUAGCCAGCCAAUCCGAACCGAUCGGUGGCACUCCACAUCGAAAGCGAAGUGAGGGGAACGAGAGAAAGAGCGAAAAGUCGUCGCCAAAUUGUGCAUGUGCAUGUGCCAGUGUGUGUAUGCCAGUGUGAGUGCGUGUGCAUAUGGGGUUGGAAAACUGUGAAAACUCAAACGCAAAAGUCUUUGGGUCUGAUUAACUCGCGGAAAACUUAUCAUCGCUGGGCAGGUGAAGCGAAGAUGCCGAGCGCCUCAUUCACAUCAUCGCGCACCUACGUGCGCCGCUCCCGCCGGAAAGGAGCCAACCGGAUAGCGAUGCCCAACCGGCCAACGGGCAACAUAAUGGACCCCAUGCUUCAGCAAAACGUGACCGCCGCCGGUGUGGGAGCCAGUGCAUCCGGUUCCAACAGUAGUGCCGCCGGUAGUUCCGGUGGUGGUGGCGUUGGCAACAACAACGCCAGCAGUAGCGGAAGUACUGGCGCCACAUCCACAUCCGGAUCUGCAGCGGCGGCAGCAGCAGCCGCCGGAGCUACUGCAGCAGGAGCCUCCAGUUCUGCAGAGUACUUUGACAGCGGCCAAGGAGCUAGUGGAUCCAGCGGAGCAGCUUCGUCGGGCUUCUCUGGCAGCUUUUACAAUGCCCUGCAAAUGAUGGACACCACUGAGAGUUCGGGCGCCGGCACCAGCCAGUCAACGCCACCGGCACUAGGAGCCUCCUCCUCCACCACCACUUCGAAGUCCACCUGCGCCACAGUCGGAUCAAGUACGGCAAGCACGUCCGCCGCCGCAGCAGCUGCAGCCUCCGCUUCUUCCGGAAGUAGUCACCAGAGCCCGUACGACUUGCGCCGAAAGAUCUCCGCCAGCAGCCACGAGCAAUGGCCCACCAGCUCAUCUUCCGCCGUGGCAGCAGCUGCCGCAAUACUCGUAGGACCAUCGAGCAGCUCACCGCCGCUGGUUAAUCCGGGUGCCUCGCCAUCCAGCUCCUCAUCGUCCUCCUCCUCUAGCUCGUCGUCUUCGUCCGCCUCGUCCUCGAGCUCCUCGUCCAAUGUUCAGGCGCCCUCGACCAGCGCCACCUUUCCGGUGAACAAUGCACCCACCACUGGAGCCACUCUGGCGCAGCCACCCAAUGUCCACAGUUCGGUGCCGCAACAGCAUUGUGGAGCACUGCCGGUUGGCGCUGCCAUCGAGGAUAAUAACUACAUGCUGCCGGCGAGGAAAAGGUCUCGACGCCUCUACACACAAGGCGGAGAGAUGGGACCGUCUGCGGGUGCCACAGGUGAAGCAGCCGGAUCUGGAACAGCAGCGUCCGGCGGUGCAGGUUGUGCGCCCACGGCGGCCCAGUACCUUCAGUAUGAACUGCCCGACGAGGUACUGCUGGCCAUCUUCUCGUAUCUUAUGGAACAGGACCUAUGCCGCCUGGCGCUCGUAUGCAAGCGCUUUAACACCAUUGCCAACGACACGGAGCUGUGGAAGCGACUCUAUCAGUCUGUCUUUGAGUACGACCUGCCGCUCUUCAACCCGGAACUGUGCAAGUUCGUAUUUGAGAAGCCCGAAGAGUCGGAGUACGCUAAUCCGUGGAAAGAGAGCUUCCGCCAGUUGUACCGCGGUGUUCAUGUGCGUCCCGGUUACCAGGAGCGUCGCAGCUCUGGCCGCAGUAUUGUGUUCUUCAACACAAUUCAGGCGGCUCUGGAUUACCCAGAAGAGCGAGCGGCUGCAGGAGUUUUUGUGCCAGCCGGUGCAGGUGCCGGCAAUGUGGUAUCCGCCGGACUGUCCAACACAAGUGCGUCAGCGGGAGUCGGUGGCGCCAGCGUUAACGCACUGGUCAACAUCUAUGAGGAGCAAGUGGCUCCGACCGAGCAUCCCGGACCACUGAUAUUCCUACAUGCUGGUCAUUACAAGGGGGAAUAUUUGUUCAUCGACUCGGACGUGGCACUUGUUGGUGCAGCGCCUGGCAACGUUGCCGAAUCAGUGAUCCUGGAACGGGAGGCCGGAUCCACUGUGAUGUUUGUAGAGGGCGCCAAGUACGCCUACGUGGGUUACCUCACACUCAAGUUUUCGCCUGAAGUCACAUCAACAGUAUCGCAUCACAAGCACUACUGCCUGGACAUCGGCGAGAACUGCUCCCCAACUGUGGACAAUUGCAUCAUUCGCUCUACCUCGGUGGUGGGCGCUGCCGUCUGUGUGGGCGGGGUCAACGCCAAUCCCGUCAUUCGAAACUGCGAUAUCAGCGACUGCGAAAAUGUAGGCCUCUACGUCACCGACUACGCCCAGGGAACAUACGAGCACAACGAGAUCAGCCGGAACGCUCUGGCGGGCAUUUGGGUUAAGAACUUCGCCAGUCCGAUUAUGCGAGAGAACCACAUACACCACGGUCGGGAUGUGGGCAUCUUUACCUUCGAAAAUGGAAUGGGCUACUUUGAGAAGAAUGAUAUCCACAACAAUCGCAUAGCUGGCUUCGAGGUUAAGGCCGGAGCCAAUCCUACCGUGGUCAAGUGUGAAAUCCAUCAUGGCCAAACGGGCGGCAUUUAUGUGCACGAGAACGGACUUGGUCAGUUCAUAGAGAACCGCAUUCAUUCGAAUAACUUUGCAGGUGUCUGGAUAACCUCCAACAGCAAUCCAACGAUCCGCAAAAACGAGAUCUACAACGGACACCAAGGAGGAGUGUACAUCUUUGGCGAGGGUCGAGGUCUUAUCGAACACAAUAACAUUUAUGGAAAUGCUCUGGCAGGGAUUCAAAUUCGCACCAAUAGUGAUCCCAUAGUGCGGCACAACAAGAUCCAUCAUGGCCAACACGGCGGCAUAUAUGUACACGAGAAGGGUCAAGGGCUGAUAGAGGAGAACGAGGUGUACUCCAACACACUGGCUGGCGUGUGGAUCACCACUGGGAGCACUCCAGUAUUGCGACGCAAUCGAAUACAUUCGGGAAAGCAGGUGGGAGUCUACUUUUACGACAACGGGCAUGGAAAGCUAGAGGACAAUGACAUAUUCAACCACCUGUACUCGGGAGUGCAAAUCCGCACGGGCAGCAAUCCGGUAAUACGCGGCAACAAGAUCUGGGGCGGACAGAAUGGUGGAGUACUGGUGUAUAAUGGUGGUCUGGGCUUGUUGGAGCAGAAUGAGAUAUUCGACAAUGCCAUGGCCGGUGUUUGGAUUAAAACGGACUCCAAUCCGACGCUAAAGCGCAACAAGAUCUAUGACGGUCGUGAUGGCGGCAUCUGCAUCUUCAACGGCGGCAAGGGUAUCCUUGAGGAAAACGAUAUAUUCCGCAACACACAGGCCGGAGUACUCAUCUCGACACAAUCGCACCCAAUCCUGCGACGGAAUCGCAUUUACGAUGGCCAGGCGGCGGGCGUGGAGAUAACCAACAAUGCCACCGCCACGCUUGAGCAUAAUCAGAUAUUCAAGAACAAGUUCGGUGGGCUGUGCCUAGCCAGCGGCGUUCAGCCCAUAACCCGGGGCAACAACAUCUUCAACAACGAGGACGAGGUGGAGAAGGCCGUAUCCAGCGGGCAGUGCCUGUACAAGAUUAGCAGCUACACCUCCUUUCCCAUGCACGACUUCUACCGCUGCCAGACCUGCAACACAACCGACCGCAACGCCAUAUGCGUCAAUUGCAUUAAGAAUUGUCAUGCUGGUCAUGACGUCGAGUUUAUACGACACGAUCGCUUCUUUUGCGACUGCGGUGCUGGCACCCUGUCCAAUCAGUGUCAACUGCAGGGCGAACCCACUCAGGACACGGACACACUCUACGACUCGGCAGCCCCCAUGGAAUCACACACACUGAUGGUCAACUAGAGAACCCACAACGGCAGCUAAUCCGCGGUUCCCACUAUAGCUAUAUCUUAAGUCGUUAAGGCCAAGCUCUCAAAUCUCUCGCACAUCUCACGCGUUGCUGUAAAUAUUCGAAAGAAACCCAAACCCAACAAGCAAAACAAAAAACUAUACACAAUACAAUUAAUUGUAUAUAAAUAAUAACUAAUUAUUCUUGCGUUCAAAAUUUUACUCAAUGUGCAAUUUAGUUUAACACGAACUCACACGCAAAGUUUUCACUUUUUAACUGAGCAUGGUACGGAUAAAUCAAUGCAAAAACCACUGAAACUUUUCCCAUUUAUGUCACAACGAAUGAACAACUAAAAAGGAGCAACACCUUAAAUACACAAUGCAUUUGUUUGUACGUCGAAAUGUAAACGAAGGAGGAGCAAAAGAGCCCUCUCGAAAACCCAGUGAAGAACAAUUUUGUAAUGUAGAUUAGUAGAGAUUUUAAAAGUACAUCAAUUAACAUAAACUACGUGUAGGCAUAAGAUAUAUUCAUAAGCGAUAUACACAUACACAGGCGAACCGAGUAAGAUGCCCCCUGACUAACAACAAUUCGAAGAAAGCAAUUCUAAGUAUUAACAACAAACUAGAUUAGCGGCAGCCAAUGCUUCAGCAAACUAACCUAUGAAUAUACGAGUAUAGUAAACACAUAACAUAAUUAUACAGCAGCACACUAUAAAUAUAUAUAUUCAUAUAUAUUCAUGAGAAUUCUACGGAUGCAGCACACGGACAGGAUACAAAAUCAAAAGCCUUUUACCAAGCGUAAAAUACCAAGCAAUAUUUCAUGUCUAAAUGUUGUAGAACAAAUUUGUAGCUCAAACUUAAACGAGAAAUAGAAACAAGCCAUGUGUCAUUUUAGUCCAGUAAGUUGAUGAAAGGUUUAGUAUUUAGUUUGUCUUCGGGCCGAGUAUUUGAAUUAUGCGAAUCAUUUUUAUAAUUUAAGUCUGUAGUAGCCUAGAUGUAAGUGAACGCAAAAACCAUAACUAUUGCAUAGAUGACAUUAUCCGAUAACUGCGUGUGUGAAUUAAGUAUUUUGUUUUUAUUGCCUUACAUUUUAUUUAUAUUUGUUUGCCCGUGUUUUCCGCAACGGUUCACCUUCGUAGGCCAUUUAUUGCUGUACGGAUCAAAUAACCACAUAAAUACUGCAUACUAUAUUCUAUAUUCAACUAUAUGAAAUAUACGAACAUCCGAUUGUAUUGUUUUACUAACAAAAAUUUAAGUGCGUCCUCGACGUGCGACUAUACUAUGUAGAAAUUGAUUUUAAUGUGUUACCUAUGCAAGCUAAUAACGUCGCCCUUUACUUGGACAAACAACUAAAUAUACAUACUUAUAUUAUAUA